Dissoconium aciculare CBS 342.82 is the source of this 364-nucleotide messenger RNA. RefSeq lists its product as uncharacterized. The record is from RefSeq and is a predicted model, not a curated record. The transcript has a single exon. Bases 106 to 330 code for a protein of 74 amino acids. NCBI's taxonomy places the organism in Eukaryota, Fungi, Ascomycota, Dothideomycetes, Mycosphaerellales, Dissoconiaceae.
UGGAAUCAGCGUGGCGACGAAGAUAAUGGCUGCAAAAAGACAGACGAGUGAGGAUGAGGUUCAUCAGAAGAAUGCGUGUAGAUAUGUAGUUGUACAUAUAUCCGCAUGCAGCACAUUAUGCUGAUGAAAGGGCCUUUUCUCGCUUGUUUGGAAUCUCGCCCUCGACGGUCAAGAACGACAUUGCCUUGUAGCCGGCCGCCUUCAAUUAAUCGAGCUCACUCUGCAGCUUCGACUCGAGGUUGGCCGGCUAGUUUGCAUCGCAUCUAUCUUCCACGAUGCGGCCGAGCUGGAGCAGAGCGUAUGCACAUAAGGCGACGACUGGAAACUUGAUCAUCAUCGAGAGGCCGAGAUAUGGCUUAUCCUU